Messenger RNA from Canis lupus familiaris (dog), 2692 nucleotides. It is a transcript of the gene COQ8A, whose product is annotated as coenzyme Q8A. Lineage: Eukaryota; Metazoa; Chordata; Mammalia; Carnivora; Canidae. Bases 133 to 2058 code for a protein of 641 amino acids. The record is from RefSeq and is a predicted model, not a curated record. Gene Ontology annotation, molecular function: kinase activity. Gene Ontology annotation, biological process: ubiquinone biosynthetic process. The transcript has 15 exons. Gene Ontology annotation, cellular component: extrinsic component of mitochondrial inner membrane.
CGGGCGGGGAGUCCGGACGCGGGCGGCGAGGUAAACAGAUCCGGGGCGCUGGCGGCGCCGGCGCUGCGGCGGGCAUCGCGCAGGCGGCGCGAAGGUGACCCAGAGCCCCGCUUCCUGCCGCCGGCCCUGAGGAUGGCUGCCAUGCUGGGGGAUGCCAUCAUGCUGGUCAGAGGCCUUGCCAAGCUGACCCAGGUGGCUGUGGAGACCCACCUGCAGCAUCUCGGCCUCGGCGGGGAGCUCAUUCUGGCCGCCAGGGCCCUGCAGUCCUCGGCCGCGGAGCAGAUCAGCCUGGUCUUGGGGCAGGUGCAGGGUCAGGAUCGGCGCCCAGAGUCUUAUGCUGAGAGCCUCGAUGACGUGGAAGUGGAGUUCUCUGGGCCUCAGACCCCGGGGGCCCCCCCAGAUUUCUCUGCAGCCACCUCCCCUGACCGGGGUGAUCACACCGGAAGUGAAGGCCCGGCUCCUGCCUAUGUCGCUAGUGGACCCUUCAGGGAAGCUGGGCUCCCAGGCCAGGCCGCCUCCCCUCUGGGCACAGUCACCAGGAGGCUCUUUGGAGACCCCAGAGCCCCCCUUUCUGUCCCGGGCCUUCCUCGAAGGUUCUUCCACCAGGACCAGUCCCCCGUGGGGGGCCUCACUACGGAGGACAUUGAGAAGGCCCGGCAGGCCAAGGCUCGCCCCGAGAGCAAGCCCCACAAGCAGAUGCUCAGUGAGCGGGCUCGGGAACGGAAGGUGCCAGUUACACGAAUUGGGCGCCUGGCCAACUUCGGAGGUCUGGCCGUGGGGCUAGGCUUUGGGGCCCUGGCCGAAGUAGCCAAGAAGAGCCUCCGCCCAGAGGACCCUUCAGGGAAGAAAGCUGUGCUGGAUUCCAGCCCCUUCCUGUCUGAGGCCAACGCGGAGCGCAUCGUGCGCACGUUGUGCAAGGUGCGCGGGGCGGCGCUCAAGCUGGGCCAGAUGCUGAGCAUCCAGGAUGAUGCUUUCAUCAACCCCCAUCUGGCCAAGAUCUUCGAGCGGGUGAGGCAGAGCGCAGACUUCAUGCCGCUGAAGCAGAUGACUAAAACUCUCAACAACGACCUGGGUCCCGGCUGGCGGGACAAGCUGGAGUACUUCGAGGAGCGGCCCUUCGCCGCGGCGUCCAUCGGCCAGGUACACCUGGCUCGCAUGAAGGGCGGCCGCGAGGUGGCCAUGAAGAUCCAGUACCCUGGUGUAGCCCAGAGCAUCAACAGUGACGUCAACAAUCUCAUGGCCGUGCUGAACAUGAGCAACAUGCUUCCUGAAGGCCUGUUCCCUGAGCACCUGAUUGACGUGCUGAGGCGGGAGCUGGCCCUGGAGUGUGACUACCAACGGGAGGCCGCCUGCGCCAAGAAGUUCAGGGAGCUGCUGAAGGACCAUCCCUUCUUCUAUGUGCCCGAGAUCGUGGACGAGCUCUGCAGCCCCCAUGUGCUGACCACAGAGCUGGUAUCAGGCUUCCCCCUAGACCAGGCCGAGGGGCUGAGCCAGGAGAUCCGGAACGAGAUCUGCUAUAACAUCCUAGUCCUGUGCCUGAGGGAGCUGUUUGAGUUCCACUUCAUGCAGACAGACCCCAACUGGUCCAACUUUUUCUAUGACCCUCAGCAGCACAAGGUGGCUCUUCUGGACUUUGGGGCGACUCGGGAAUAUGACCGGUCCUUCACGGACCUCUACAUCCAGAUCAUCAGGGCAGCUGCCGACAGAGACAGGGAGGCGGUGCUAAGGAAGUCCAUAGAGAUGAAGUUCCUCACUGGCUAUGAGGUCAAGGCCAUGGAGGACGCCCACCUGGAUGCCAUCCUCAUCCUGGGGGAGGCCUUUGCCUCGGAGGAGCCCUUUGACUUUGGCACGCAGAGUACCACUGAGAAGAUCCACAACCUGAUCCCCAUCAUGCUGAAGCACCGGCUCGUCCCGCCCCCUGAGGAGACCUACUCCCUGCACAGAAAGAUGGGGGGCUCCUUCCUCAUCUGCUCCAAGCUGAAGGCCCGCUUCCCCUGCAAGUCCAUGUUCGAGGAGGCUUACAGCAACUACUGCAAGCAGCGGGCUGAGCAGCAGUAGCUGGGCUGCCCCCUGGGGUCCUGGGCGCCCCCGCAACCGUCCCUGGCGCCCGGACCCUCCCAGCUGUCCCCGGCACCCCAACCUCCCACAGCCAGACUGCCGUCUCAGCCCUGGCUCCUCUGGGGUCUGCUCCGUGUGCGCUUAGCCUCUGAAAUGAGUGAAGACAGCAGGUUUCCCCCUUUUCCUUGUAAUGGUGGUUCUCCUCCUGGGAACGUGAGGAGCCCUUGGAUUCCCUGCCACCAGAAUUAGAGAAGCCCCUUUAGAUUUUACCGAAUGUUCGUAGAGGGUAAGGCUUGCGUGUCUCUGGGAUGAGGUGUGUGUUUCCUCUGCCUGUGCUCCGAGCCGUGCCGGCAAGUAUGCUUCCCCAUGUGAGGCCUGGCCUGCUCGCUGGCUGGGCUCAAUGCUCUGGACAGUGGAAGUUUCUGGAGAUCUGCGGCCGCCCCUGGGAGGGGUGAGGAGCCAGAGAUCGGUGUGCAGGGCCCCUCUUUCCUGCUCCAGGGCGGGGGCUUUUGUGGAAGGAGGUGAAUGUGCAGAUGUCACCUGUUUAGACCCGAGGGGUCACCACAGGCUGUUCAUUUUUGUACAAUUCUUGUAAUUGUUUGAUUUGUUUCAAUAUUAAAAAACCUAAAACCCA